Messenger RNA from Pyricularia oryzae 70-15, 814 nucleotides. RefSeq lists its product as uncharacterized. The coding region runs from base 1 to 579 and encodes 192 amino acids. Lineage: Eukaryota; Fungi; Ascomycota; Sordariomycetes; Magnaporthales; Pyriculariaceae. The transcript is spliced from 7 exons. The record is from RefSeq and is a predicted model, not a curated record.
AUGCCUACCAAAAGCGAGUACAGGUACAUCUCCACCAAAUGUCACACUCGACCGGGCGACCCGCAGCUUUAUUCUAUCCGUCAAGCCGUUUACCGUCGUUCCUGCAUGUACACCCUACCUAGGUAUUCCUCUCCUGUCGUCUUACUAUACCGGGCCCAUCCCUGCUGCAUUGAUUAUGCAGGCUUCCGCCCGCGGGAUCUCGCUCCAUCGCAGCUUUGGUCACGUCUGUCAUCAUCGUGCUUGAAAGCGGAAGUCAACCGUCCCAGCCUCAUCAAGCGAUACUGGGGCCAAUCACCAGCUUCCCUUGCCGGCAGAUCUGAUCCCGUGAAACGUGGAACCACAUCUCUAGGUAACAUGACCAAGGCUACUUCCUUGCCUCCACAUCGUGCCCAGACAACGAAACAAUCCACAAAAUGGUCUCAAAACCUAGUUCAGCAAGAAAGCUACAUCCUUAUCUCCGACUCCGUACUCCCCGAUGGAGAGCCAACUGCAAGAAGCCAGACAGUCCACAAUCAUCUCAUCAUCACUGGUGCCUCUGAGAAGAAAAACACCAAGAGCUGGAAAUUAAACUUGCAAUAGUCAAGGACCCCUUGACCGCUGUCGAAGCCGUCCAACUGCGAUUCAUCGAAGCACGGAUCGCAGGCUUCGUUCCACCAGGCUUGGAGUUUAUACCGACUGGCAUACAUAGCAACAUUUUCGCAUUCAACUGGGGCUCAGUCGAGCCAACAGAAGUCACCACCCCGCUGCUGUAGUCAAUGUCUUGGUGCUGACUUCACCAAACUACACAGAUAUUAUUACCGUGACACCACAACAG